Myotis davidii is the source of this 1268-nucleotide messenger RNA. It is a transcript of the gene MRNIP, whose product is annotated as chromosome unknown open reading frame, human C5orf45. The record is from RefSeq and is a predicted model, not a curated record. Bases 86 to 760 code for a protein of 224 amino acids. The transcript is spliced from 5 exons. NCBI's taxonomy places the organism in Eukaryota, Metazoa, Chordata, Mammalia, Chiroptera, Vespertilionidae.
GUCCGUCGCAGACCUUAAGUUCCGUGCGAGCAGAGGCUUUGUGUGCUGACUGGUGUACUCUCAGCUCCCAGCACAGUGCCUGGCCAUGGCUUAUGGUGAGGGCUCUGGUGCGGACUGUAGACGUCACGUCCAAAAAUUGAAUCUGCUGCAGGGCCAGCUCUCGGAGGCGUCACCCAGCGACUGUGUCAAGCAGCAAGGAUGGACUGGCUCCCGGUCUCUGGAAGAACCUGUAAAUGCUGACAAGGAAAACGCAGGCCCUGGGCAGGCUGAGCAUGUGGGUCCGCAGGACCACGCUGGCCCAGCAGGGGAGGUGAGAGAAGGAAGCAGGCGUGAGGACUGGGACGCCAGCCAGCUCACUGGCCCUUGGGGGGAACCACUAUGUCCUGCCCAGCGGGUCAGGGCCACGUCUAAGUGGGAACGAUUUCUUUUGCCACUUGGAAGCUCACGUGUGGACACAGGGCCCCCAACACCCCUGCAGAGGGACCCCAGGCCAGCGGGGGCAGCACAGGCUGAGCAGGGGUUCCCCAGGGCUCAAACUACAAAAGACGGGGGCCUCAGGACACCCAGUCCGCUCCAGCUUCCUUGGGCCACACACACUCCUACAUCUGGGCCCAGGAGGCCCUUCGGGGAGACCCCUGAGCAGUGGGGUGCAGGCCCUCAGGCAGAGGGUGGGCACUUGGUCAAAGGGGCACAGGAGCCCCGACCCGUGCGACUGUGUGACCUCUUUAACACUGGUGAGGACUUUGAUGAUGUUCUGUGAGCCGAGACCAGUAUGUUGUUAUGCAGAUGUUAGGUACCUGAGCCCUCCUCCCCUAGACCUGUGUCCCUGAACAGGGAUCCCUGAGGGCUUUAAUUAGGGCUGAGGAUUUAUGGGAACUAAGAACCGACAAUAAACAUGACUCUCAAAUGGAUCAUCUCUUAUUGCAACAUCUUGGAUUAAAAGUGCUUACACCAUUUAAUUGCAGUUGGUUUACAGAUAUGCUAACAGAAUGGCUACAAAGGAUCCUCUCACUUUAAAAGCAGGCGACACAUUUGGAAAUGAGAGAACUAGAAUGGUUGUGAAACGGGCAGUGCUCAGUGACCACUGGGGGUGCCUGCAGCCACUCCUGUGCCCGCGAGAGGCCUGCCGACUGUCUGCCCUCCUGUUCUGGCUACAGGACAACCACCUCCUUCUGACGUGAUGGUGGCUGUUGCAGCUGAACUCUGAAUAUAUCAGGUUCUAGCAGAAAAUCAGCUACACAUCAGUUACUAUUAGUCAUUUAAAAAAA